Molecule: messenger RNA, 3516 nt
Organism: Ananas comosus (pineapple)
Lineage: Eukaryota; Viridiplantae; Streptophyta; Magnoliopsida; Poales; Bromeliaceae
Product: protein FAM91A1
Exons: 12
Coding region: 157-3036 (959 amino acids)
Source: RefSeq, a predicted model, not a curated record
UCCUCCCCCUCCGUCCCCUUCUUCUUCUUCUUCUUCCUCUCUCUCUCUCUCUCUCUCUCUCUCUCGGAUCUCGCCGUAGUGAGCGCGAACUGCGAUCCGACAUUCUCCAUCGUCGAUCUCGAUCUCAGAGUGUAGUGAAUCCCAAAUUUGAGAGGGAUGCAGCAUCUACCAGCGACGGUGGAGGAGCAGCUGAUUCUGAAGUCGAUCCGAGAGGAAUGCCUGUGGGAGAAUCUCCCGAAGCGGCUCCAAGCAACGCUGACCACAAAAGAGGAAUGGUACCGAAGGGUUAUAGAUUAUUGCAUCAGGAAACGAUUGCAAUGGAAUACCUGUUUUGCACGUAAAGUAUGCAAAGAAGGUGAAUAUUAUGAGGAGAUGAUGCGUUAUCUUCGUAGGAGUCUUGCAUUGUUUCCGUACCAUCUUGCAGAAUAUGUCUGCCGUGUCAUGAGAGUCUCACCAUUCAGAUAUUACUGCGAUAUGCUUUUUGAGGUGAUGAAGAAUGAGCAACCAUACGACAGUAUUCCCAACUUCAGUGCUGCAGAUGCCCUGAGGCUUACUGGAAUUGGACGAAAUGAAUUUAUUGAUAUUAUGAACAAAUGCAGGUCGAAGAAAAUAAUGUGGAAGUUAAACAAAUCCAUUGCAAAAGAGUUGUUGCCUACACAACCUGUGGACUUCUCAAUUGAACCAUGGUGGGGAGUUUGCCUCGUUAACUUCACAUUGGAGGAAUUUAAGAAACUCACAGAAGAAGAAAUGGCAACAAUAGACAAAAUCUGUAAGGAGGAAGCCAACUCUUUCGUCCUUUUUGAUCCUGACAUCAUAAAAGGUCUAUCUAAAAGAGGAUUAAUAUACUUUGACGUGCCUGUUUAUCCUGAUGACCGUUUUAAAGUUUCCAGGCUUGAAGGAUUUGUUUCCAACCGGGAGCAGUCUUAUGAAGAUCCAAUCGAAGAGUUACUAUAUGCUGUCUUUGUUGUAUCAAGUGAGAACGCCACUGUCGCUGAGUUGGCUGCCACGUUGCAGGCCGAUCUGACCCAGCUUCAGGCUGCUGCCUCAUUUGCUUGCAGGUUGGGCUGGGCUGUAAAGCUUAUAGACCCAGACUCUGUUCUUCGAGAUUCAAACAUGCCCAGCUUGCCUGCUAAUAUCCUAAGCGACGAUGAAGAUGGUUCGAAUACUAGUAUCAACUCAGAAAAAUCAGGCCCACAAGUCCUCGGUUCUGGGAUAGAAAAACCAAGGCCAAUUUCUAGCACUCCCCAUGUUGCAUUUGUUGUGGAUGCGAAUAUCACUUCGUAUUUGAUGAUGGGGUCGAUCUCACCAGGUUUGAAGUCUCAUGCUGUAACACUGUACGAGGCAGGAAAAUUAGGUGACUCUAGUAUUGCUGACCUUUGCAAAGAUCUGGCUAGUUUAGAAGGAAAAAAAUUCGAAGGUGAAUUACAGGAAUUUGCCAAUCACGCAUUUAGUCUUCGAUGCGUCCUUGAGUGCCUUCAAUCUGGUGGGAUAGCCUCCAAUGAAAUGGCCAAUAAUAAAACUAGCAAUGAAAUAAAUGACGAGAAUUCAUUUCUUGAUGAGGUUAAGGCCCUCUCAACUGAUAUCAAUAUUGAUGAAUCUGACAAACUUUACCAUGACGUCAGUUUAGAGAUCGAUCGCUCUCAAAGUGAAGCAGGUUCUGUAAAUAGUUCAGCUUCUGAAAAACCCGUUUUGAAGAGGAAAAGAAAAUACCGGGUUGAUAUUCUCCGCUGCGAGAGCUUGGCAGCUCUUGCACCAGCAACUCUAGAACGGUUAUUCCUUAGAGAUUAUGAUAUCAUUGUUUCUAUGAUUCCCCUUCCUUCUUCGCCUGUUUUACCUGGGCCUUCGGGCCCAAUUCAUUUCGGCCCACUUUCUUAUUCUUCGAUGACACCUUGGAUGAAGAUGGUGCUGUAUUCAGCUGUAAAUUGUGGUCCAUUAUCUGUUGUUCUUAUGAAAGGGCAGUUUCUUCGACUGCUUCCUGCACCGUUAGCAGGUUGUGAAAAAGCACUCAUAUGGUCAUGGGAUGGAUCAGUAAUAGGAGGAUUAGGCGGGAAAUUUGAGGGCAAUUUGGUCAAAGGGAAUAUAUUAUUACAUUGCUUAAACUCAAUGCUUAGGUAUUCAGCUAUUUUGGUUCAACCACUGGGUAAAGAUGACCUUGAUGCCAAGGGGAAAAUUGUUACAAUGGACCUCCCACUACCAUUGAAGAAUUCUGAUGGAUCAAUGGCACCAGUAGGAUCAGAGUUGGGGCCGCCUGAGGAAGUUUCAAACUUGAAUUCGCUGUUAAACGAUCUCUCCAGCAAAAUCGAUUUGUUGACGGUGGGUUAUAUUCGCCUUUUGAGACUUCAAAAGCAAAGCGACUCUGACACAUUUCUGCCGGAUAAUGUAAAAUAUGAAUGGGUUCCACUAAGUCUAGAAUUUGGCAUCCCUUUAUUCAGCCCAAAGUUAUGUGGAAGGAUAUGUGAAAGAAUUGUUUCAUCGAAUUUACUACAGAGCGAUAUGAUUAAUGAGCACCAUGAUGCAAUGCAUGGGCUAAGAAAGAGGUUAAGGGAAAUUUGUAAUGAAUACCACGUGACAGGUCCCACUGCCAGGCUAUUGUAUCACAGAGAGCGAGUGGAGGAGUCUCCUCGCCACCUAAUUAAUUACGCCAGUGGGAGAUGGAGCCCUCUUUUAGAUCCUUCGACACCGAUUUCUGGAGCCUCGAAUGAGCACCAGAGGCUGAAGCUUGCCAGAAGGCAUAGAUGUCGAACUGAAGUUUUAAGUUUUGAUGGGAAUAUUCUCAGGUCAUAUGCACUCGCUCCUGUAUAUGAAGCUGCUACGAGACCUAUUGAAGAAACCACAACUUCCUCCAGUACUGUAAAAACUGAAUCAGAUGACGCAGAUACUAAAGAUGUAGUGCUUCCAGGUGUCAGUUUGUUGUUCGAUGGGGUGGAGUUGCAUCCAUUUGAUAUCGGUGCUUGCUUGCAGGCUAGACAACCUAUUGCAUUAAUAGCGGAGGCUUCAUCCGCGUCAGCCUCUUUUCAUACAACCAGGGCUUCAUGAUCAAAUGCUGUUUAUAUGAUGAUUGUUAUAGUGAACACUCAUUUUUUAUCGUUGGAAAUUUGAUGCUCCCAUGCGAAAGGACAGCUAUCAAGGACCUCUCUGCCGUUUCAGUUAUUUGUGAGAAUGGUUCGAAAUGAAUUACGCCUAUAAAUUAACCGGUCCAUUUGUUGAGCUUCUGUCUCCGUGUUUCUCGCACCCAAAACAGGGUGAGUUUUGUUCGAUUGUUCGCAGAAAGAUACACGCAGUGCGACAAUUUCUUUGCAUUGAUUUGUUCGGAUCAUAGAGAAUGUUGCUUUAGCCUAUGUGCAUUCUUUUUCCCUUUUUUCCAUUUUCUUUUUCUCUAUUUUUUUUUUAUCCUUUUGUCUUUGGGUAAUUAUUUGCAUUACUACCAUUCUCUACUUAUGUUUCUGAGGUUUCUUUUGGAUCAGUGUAUCAUUACUUAUAUAUUCCGAAAAAUAUAUAGUUAAUUUUUAUGUUCAA